CCAUUUUUACAUUUUGUGCUGGAUUGAACUUUCCGGGCUUGGCGCGAGCAAAUGCCCCCGUGUUUACUGACAAUAAAAUAAAAUUAUAAGAAAAUGACUGACAAAGAAGCCGAAAAUUUUGACGAAGCUGCAGAAGAAAGGGUUAUCAAUGAGGAAUACAAAAUAUGGAAAAAGAACACACCCUUCCUUUAUGACCUGGUGAUGACACAUGCAUUAGAAUGGCCAAGUUUAACAGCACAAUGGCUUGCUGAUGUCACUCGACCAGAAGGCAAGGAUUAUUCAUUGCAUCGAUUAAUACUUGGAACUCAUACAACUUCCACUGCAUCUUCCAGUUCGGAUGAACAGAAUCAUCUUUUGAUUGCAAGUGUUCAGUUACCUAAUGAUAAUGCUCAGUUUGAUGCAUCGCAUUAUGAUAGUGAUAAAGGAGAAUUUGGUGGAUUUGGUUCGGUUAGUGGAAAAAUUGAGAUUGAAAUAAAAAUAAACCAUGAAGGUGAAGUUAACCGUGCAAGAUACAUGCCACAGAAUCCAUGUAUCAUUGCAACAAAGACCCCAUCUAGUGAUGUGCUGGUUUUUGAUUACACUAAACAUCCUUCAAAACCAGAUCCAAGUGGUGAAUGUAUUCCAGAACUACGAUUAAAGGGUCAUCAAAAAGAAGGAUAUGGCCUGUCUUGGAACCCUAAUCUCAAUGGUCACCUACUGAGUGCUUCAGAUGAUCAUACAAUAUGUUUGUGGGAUGUAAAUGCUACUCAGCGCCAGGAAAGAGUGAUUGAUGCAAUGACAAUAUUUACAGGUCACACAUCUGUUGUUGAGGAUGUUGCUUGGCAUUUGCUUCAUGAAAGUUUAUUCGGUUCAGUCGCUGAUGAUCAGAAACUAAUGAUUUGGGACACAAGGUCCAACAACACAAGUAAACCUAGCCAUACAGUUGAUGCUCACACGGCUGAGGUGAACUGUCUGUCAUUUAAUCCUUACAGCGAGUUUAUUUUAGCCACUGGUUCAGCAGACAAGACUGUUGCUCUUUGGGACUUGCGAAACCUAAAGUUAAAACUUCAUUCAUUCGAGUCACAUAAGGAUGAAAUUUUCCAAGUUCAAUGGUCACCACACAAUGAAACAAUUCUUGCCUCUAGUGGUACUGAUAGGAGAUUACAUGUUUGGGACCUUAGCAAAAUUGGAGAGGAGCAAUUGCCAGAAGAUGCUGAAGAUGGACCUCCUGAGUUAUUGUUCAUUCAUGGUGGACACACAGCAAAGAUAUCAGAUUUUUCUUGGAAUCCCAAUGAACCAUGGGUGAUUUGUUCAGUGUCUGAGGACAACAUCAUGCAAGUUUGGCAGAUGGCUGAAAAUAUUUACAAUGAUGAAGAACCAGAUCAGCCAGUGGGCGAGCUUGAGGCCGCCACAUCAUAACCUGAACAACCAUCACCAUCUUCAUCCUGGUACUUUGAUUUAUGUUUGAAUGCUAACUGAUGUACAUCAUUGUUGUUGGUCCUUUGCCUCUGAAGUCAGAUUAGUUACUUUUUAUAAUAUGUCUUGUUAAUGUUUUCAAAAAGAAAUUUUUUUACUUCACAUUGUAGAAGGAUUGUUAUUUAUUUCCCAGUGUGCUCGUAUUUUGUAAUUAGCUCAGUGCAUCUGUAUCUUUUUAUGGUUUAGCAUGUUGUUUAUUUUCAAAUUCAGUUUAUCAGUAGAACAUUAAGAAAAUUUAUUUGGCUUUUAAUCUGCUGUGCAGCUGGCUAUUAUACUAUUUACCAAUAGUAGCAUUAAAAAAAUUAUCCAAAUUGUGGUCAUAAAUUUUAUUAUCUGAAUCUAUUUUAAAAUGAGUCCAUUCUAACCUAAAUAAUUUUAUGUACAGGUUUUGCUUUUGUAAAUUUAAUUAACUGGAGAUGGAAUUACUUGAAUAUCACCUUUGUUGUGCUUUAAAAUACAUCAAAUAUCUCUACUUCUAUAAUACAACCACACAAGUGGGAUUUGUGUAUACAUUUGUACUCUGACACACAUGACAGAGGUCUGAGUUUUUGUUGUUUUGUCAAAGAUUAACUUUGAUGGACUACUGGUGUUGUCUAGUUAAUGUUAUAAAUAGCCAUUGAUUUAAUUAGAAUCAAAACAAUUUGACUUCAGGCAAAAAGCCUUGUUCAUUGCUCCAUUGUGUAAAAUACUAUUUCAUUUACUGAUACAUUUAACAUUUUUAAACAAGCUCUUAUUGUUAGUUUUGAUGAUUAAAACCAUGUCAAUUAUU
This is a messenger RNA of Physella acuta, 2224 nucleotides long. Its product is annotated as histone-binding protein RBBP4. The record is from RefSeq and is a predicted model, not a curated record. Gene Ontology annotation, molecular function: protein binding. NCBI's taxonomy places the organism in Eukaryota, Metazoa, Mollusca, Gastropoda, Physidae.